UUCUGAAAUCUCAGGGUUAAGCUACCAGUCUGUCAGGAUCUCACACAGAGGCUGAGGUUUGUAGUUAGUAAAGUUAGUAAAGAUGCCUUUAAAUGGCAGAAAACAGGGCUACUCUGCCUCACAGCUGCUGUCGUCCUUAAGCUUCAGCUCCUAAUAUCAGUCAUCAAUCAGCGCUCACAGCAGCAAGGCUGCGUGAAUAUUUUACUCUACUUCUUAAAGAAACAUAUAUAAAAAAUAAAAUAAGAAAGUCAGAUACUAUUUAAUUUCCCGUUGGGAUUAAUAAAGUAUAUUUUAAUCAAAUUGAAUGAAAUCUAAAUCUGCUACAAUAUUUAUAGGCAGGCCAAAGCAAAAAAGAAGAAAAGAAAGAAAACCGACAUUGGCUGUAAAACUGCGAUCGUACAUCUCUCGUUAUAUCGGUGUGGUGUCACUGGGCAGGAAGCUUCAAGCUGAGGGUUUUUGUAAAAAGGUUAGAAGAAAUAACCGAGGGAUCAGUUUUUGUAGCAAUUGAUUAAUCCUCUUAACUGUAGUGAAGCAAAUACUGCAAAUUUUAAACCCAACCCAAAACAAACAGCUUUAGAUCCCUGCAUGGAAGUAUAAACAGAUUCUACUGAAAAAGGAAACUGCUGCAGAAUCAACGUAACCUAAUGAAGGACAAAGGGGAAACAAGCGUCUGAAGAGGAAACGUCUGAGACAGCAGACGAGUGUGUCGAUGCAUCUAUGCUGAUGUCAUUAACAGGAAUAAAGCAGAAUAACGCGACCCCUGAGCCACAGCGGGGCAUAGUGACACGUGAACUAUGAACGCAGCUUUUCAACCGCGCUUUCAUUAUUGGUUCCAGAAUUUCUUCAAAAGGGAUUAAAGUUGUUUGGAUUCAGAGGAAAAUUUGGCAGAUCAACAGGCAGGAGAUUGUGAUGGACUUGAUGUGACCAUUUCACCAGGUUCCGGUUUGAUCUGUCCAGUUGGAGCACAUUUUAAGCUGAGUUGUACAUUCACAUUUUUAACCUCCAAGCACUGCGCAUUGAUGUGGAAAAACUAUAAUAGUGAGAAUCAAGAAUGCCUCAUCAACAUGACCUCCACUCAGUCCAAUGUGACCGCGGGUCUAAACAUCAAGUUUACAACAGCAGAAGACGCGGGUACUUACAGUUGCAGCACGUUUCCACCCGAAGCCCAUAGUCUUCAAAUCCCAAUUGUGGUAAAUGGGUCACAGGGAGAUUGUAAGCCUGUGUCAACAGUGGAAGUGAAAGAAAGGUUACCGGGCCAUCAGAGACAAGACAGCCUGCCAACACCAUCUGCACUGACUACACUGAGCAGCCAGAGACUUUGCAACAGAGAUCAAUACAGCAGUGAAGCAGGUGACAACUCAGGUCUAUGGGGUCAGAUGUGGUACUGGAUGCUUCUGGGAAAAGCUGCAAUCCUCCUCCUCAGUUUGGCCUCUCUGGCAGUGAAAUGCAAGAGAGGAUAAAGAGAUGUAAAAGCAAUGGUCCCCGCGCCACAGCGGCUGCCGCCACUGUUAUGGCUGCUGUCUGAUUCAUUCAUUGCAUGGGCUUUAUUCAAGUUGAUGAGUAAUGGCUAUAGGUUAAAAAAUAUUAAGAUAAAUUUGUAUUUUUUGUUGUAGAAAUGCCUAACUUUGGAAAAAAUAUCCUGUUGAAAUAGACCAACUUUUAUUGUA
Messenger RNA from Fundulus heteroclitus (mummichog), 1667 nucleotides. RefSeq lists its product as uncharacterized. Lineage: Eukaryota; Metazoa; Chordata; Actinopteri; Cyprinodontiformes; Fundulidae. The record is from RefSeq and is a predicted model, not a curated record. The transcript has 6 exons. The coding region runs from base 1020 to 1460 and encodes 146 amino acids.